AUGGCCGGCCGUGAGGGUCGCCCCCAUGUGCAAAAUCUGGGCAGUAACACGUGCGACGGCGACCUUGAGUUCGAUAAGUGGAAUAUACAGGAGUUAAAAUUAUUUCUGUCGAACCGAGAAGUCCCAUCAAGUGACAAAAACAAACAUGAACUUAUUCGUCUCUGCAAGAAGGCGCAGCUUUUGUCUCUACCAAAGGGAUCGGGAAUCAGUGACCCCGGCCACACCCGAUACAUCGAGCAAAAACUGAUCUUGGAUGGGGGCCUUAUAAGGUUACCAAAUCCUUCUUCUUCGUCUUUGGCAGCAGGGUGGGAGUCUGACGGCUCAGGUCUUCCAGAUCUACUUCAAGUUGGAGUUGAAAACUACUUUGAGCGAAAAAACAAGGAUAUGAACAUCAAAACAGCGGGAAAGGAGGCGCUGCGAGACGGAAAAAGUCUGCACCUCUCUGGGCACGUGUGCAAUCUGCAAGUCCAUGGAGUACACGUGGACAGCCCGUACUGUUUCAUCCGCUGCAAAGCUGUCAGGGAGACAAGUGUCUCACUGCCUCCAUACGACACAUGGAUAAUUGUACACAAGAGAAGAAACAUCAUUGUUGAUGGCUACUGUUCCUGUCCUGGAGGUAUUCAAGGGACCUGCAAGCACAUUGCAGCGCUGUGUCACACUGUUAUUGAAACAGUUGCCAGAGGUGAUAACAAAGCAGUGACGGAGAAAGUCCAAGCCUGGCAUGCACCAUCGAAGAAGCCACAUAAGCCAGACUUCGUAAAGGACAUAACCAUCCGAAAAGUCAAAGGUGAUUGUGGACUGGAAGAAGACAGCAACCACACAAAACGUACAAGAUACAACAAUGAUCCCAGGGCAGUUGAGGACAGACAGGACAAGACUCUCCAGGACCUGGACUUAGAGGGACUCAGGGUGGCAACAAAUGGUAGUGCAGGGAUAUUGGCUUAUGUACAGUUUGGCAGCAAUGAGUCUGAGAUGCCCGAUGUUGAACAUGUUGUUAAUGAAGAGGUUGUUACCAAUGCAGAAUAUAUUUGUAUGCCAGAUCUUCCAAAAACUUUACCAGAAAUUGCACAGGAGGCUAGCAGUACUCAAGAACUGUUCCAACUAGCAACAACACCUGUAUCAGAAGAAGUAGUUAACAUCAUCAGAGAGACCACCAAAGACCAGACACAAUCAGAUAGUUGGUUCAAAUAUAGACAAGGGAGAAUAACUGCCAGUAAUUUGUACGAAGCAGUAAGGAAGGUUCGUUCAGAUGAAACGGUAAGUGAACAAAACACAUCAUUCCUGAAGAAAGUUAUGGAUUAUGGUCCUCGUCCAUAUGCACCAGCAAUAUACUGGGGACAGUACAAUGAAAAAUCUGCUGUAGACAAGUUUGUCAAGCUGAAUCGGCGACAUCAUAAGAAGCUGAGGGCAGAUGCUUGUGGCACAGUACUGUGUGCUGAAUACCCUUUUUUAUCAGCAUCUCCUGAUGCAGUUAUUACAUGUACAUGUUGUGGAGUCAGGCCACUUGAAGUCAAAAACCCCUACACCAAUAGACACCUGUCAAUUAACAAGUUUGCAGAAUUGCCUGAUACCUGUCUGGACAUAACGUCAACAGGAAAGAAAAGACUUAAUGCGUGUCAUUCCUAUUAUUACCAAGUACAGGCACAGCUACUGUGUCUGCAGGCUGACAGUGGAUACUUUGCCCUCCAGACAGCCUGUGCUUACAAUAACUUUCAUUGGGAAGAGAUUUGACUUGAUCCUGAGUUCUUGGAGGAGGUAAUUUCCAAGUCAUUGCUUGUUUUCCAGAAAGUAAUUGUUGAAGAGCUUGUUCAUGAAAAUGUAAAGAAAACAGUCAUGCCCAACAUUGCUGUGAUUACACUUGACCAAACAUCUUCUGCAGCAGAGUAUAUCUGCAAAGUGUGUCAGAAAGAAUGUAAGGAUGAACCUGAAAGAUUUGAAGAAAUGAGUAUUUAUUGUGAUUAUUGCCACGAUUGGUUUCAUUGGAUAUGUGUUGAUGUCACAGGAAAGGAGACAUUUCUGAAGAAAAAGAAGCUGAAAUGGAAAUGUAAACUAUGUAUGAGCAACGACUAGAAAUUCUUGUCAUUGUUUAUACAUAGUUAACAUUUCCAGUAGAAUAGCUGUAUUAACCCACUUUACCAUACAUGGUAGAUAUACAUGUACAUUGUUUCUGUUUGCUGCAUGUGUCCUGCUAUACAUAUUGUAGUAUUGAGAGUUAAAAUAACUCUGCUCAAGCGUAUAUACAUUGUUUCAUUCAAUUGUAUGUUUGUAAACAUUUUAACAUGUUUUUUUUUUCCAUCGUAACUUUGUAAGAAUGUCAACAUUACAUAAACUACUGGAAUAUGGUACACACUUAGAAUGUUGUGGUACAAGCUAUCAAAGUGGGCAUACAGUAUAUUAUGUGUGGCUGUACUGACAAGCCACAAUUUGAAUUGUGCAUACCAAUUGAGAAAUACAUAGAGAGGAUAUAGAAUAUUUCAUUCAAAUGAAGCAUAUAGAGUCAAUUCCACAUUACUAAGAGGGUAUUUCUUGCCUUUUGUUCCAACAUUUUGGAAAUCUUAAUAAUAUUCUAACUGUGAUAAGUAACUGUUUAGA
Messenger RNA from Branchiostoma floridae (Florida lancelet), 2592 nucleotides. RefSeq lists its product as uncharacterized. NCBI's taxonomy places the organism in Eukaryota, Metazoa, Chordata, Leptocardii, Amphioxiformes, Branchiostomatidae. Gene Ontology annotation, molecular function: zinc ion binding. The record is from RefSeq and is a predicted model, not a curated record. The transcript has 4 exons. Bases 1 to 1731 code for a protein of 576 amino acids.